UGUCCAGAUUGCCUCGCAAAGUGCAAACAAAUUUCGUCUUUGUAUUUUCAAUCCGGUGUAAUAGAAAUGCCGGAUAUAAAAAUUACACCACUCGGUGCUGGACAGGAUGUUGGGCGUAGUUGUAUUCUUGUCUCCAUGGGUGGCAAAAAUAUCAUGCUGGAUUGUGGAAUGCACAUGGGAUUCAAUGAUGAGAGACGCUUCCCAGACUUUUCCUAUAUAGUUCCAGAAGGACCUGCGACCAAUUAUAUCGACUGUGUCAUUAUCUCUCAUUUUCACUUAGAUCAUUGCGGUGCUCUUCCAUAUUUUACAGAGAUGGUAGGUUACACUGGACCAAUUUAUAUGACACAUCCAACUAAGGCUAUUGCGCCAAUCUUAUUAGAAGACAUGAGAAAGGUUGCAGUUGAGCGUAAAGGCGAAAGUAACUUUUUCACAUCACAAAUGAUAAAGGAUUGCAUGAAGAAAGUUAUCGCUGUUACGCUUCAUCAAUCCGUCAUGGUAGAUUCAGAAUUGGAAAUAAAAGCAUAUUAUGCUGGACACGUUCUCGGUGCAGCCAUGUUUUGGGUUCGUGUAGGAUCACAAUCUAUUGUAUACACAGGAGACUAUAAUAUGACGCCGGAUCGGCAUUUAGGUGCUGCAUGGAUAGACAAAUGCAGGCCAGACUUGUUAAUUUCAGAAUCAACAUAUGCAACCACGAUUAGAGAUUCAAAAAGAUGCAGGGAAAGAGAUUUCCUCAAGAAAGUACAUGAAUGCAUUGACAGAGGUGGAAAGGUGCUGAUUCCUGUAUUCGCUCUCGGUCGCGCCCAAGAACUGUGUAUACUUUUGGAAACGUAUUGGGAAAGAAUGAAUCUGAAAGUACCAGUUUAUUUCGCACUUGGUUUAACCGAAAAGGCCAACAAUUAUUAUAAAAUGUUUAUCACCUGGACUAAUCAGAAAAUUAAAAAAACGUUUGUACAACGGAAUAUGUUUGAUUUUAAGCACAUAAAACCGUUUGAUAAAGCGUAUAUCGAUAAUCCAGGUGCGAUGGUGGUGUUUGCUACGCCAGGAAUGUUACACGCCGGUCUCUCUCUCCAGAUCUUUAAGAAAUGGGCACCUAACGAGUCCAACAUGGUUAUCAUGCCAGGUUUUUGCGUACAAGGUACCGUGGGGCAUAAAGUUUUAAACGGUACGCGAAGAAUAGAGUUCGAGAAUCGACAGAUCGUGGAGGUAAAGAUGGCCGUGGAGUACAUGUCCUUUUCUGCUCACGCUGAUGCAAAAGGAAUAAUGCAGUUGAUACAGUAUUGUGAACCGAAGAAUGUUAUGCUGGUGCAUGGAGAAUUCGCUAAGAUGGAAUAUUUGAAGGAGAAAAUCAAACAAGAAUUCGGCGUUAGUUGCUAUAAUCCUGCAAACGGCGAAACUUGUAUUAUCACGACCACAUCCAAAGUUCCCGUAGAUGCUUCUCUAGCAUUGCUGAAAGCCGAAGCAAAGAGAUACUCGGCCUUGCCGCCUGAUCCGAAAAGACGGAGAUUGCUUCACAGUGUCCUGAUGUUGAGAGAAGAUGGUGUUUGUCUUGUAGAUGCGGAUGAGGUUGCAAAAGCUGCAGGUAUCACAAAACAUGUGGUCAGAUUCACAUCUACUGUACAAGUAAGGGAUCCCGGUCCAGCGCAAGCUACUACCUUAAAACUAUUGCAACCAUUGAAAGAAAGACUAUCCGGAUGGACGGUUCAAUUAACGGACGGUUCUAUAUCAGUCGAGUCUGUUUUAGUAAAGGUGGAAGGAGAUGAAGAUGACCAAAAGAGUGUUUACGUUUCAUGGACUAAUCAGGAUGAAGAUUUAGGUAGUUAUAUUCUUGGAUUUCUGCAAACAAUGCUGAAUUAAAGAAACGGACAAAUUAUUGUUAAACAAAAUUUCGACCUGUGAUAUUGAAAUGUGGUUUACAUUAUCACUAUUAAAUGAACGAUUGUAAAUCUAUUUUGCAACUUGACGCUAAUGGAGGUAAAAAUAUAUUUUCCAAUAACACAUUAUGUUAAACAUUAGAUGACGGUUAUACAAUAUUUUUUUUUAUGUUUUGGACGUUUGUAUUUACCUGAAUAGAA
This is a messenger RNA of Trachymyrmex septentrionalis, 2072 nucleotides long. It is a transcript of the gene IntS11, whose product is annotated as integrator complex subunit 11. Bases 67 to 1854 code for a protein of 595 amino acids. Gene Ontology annotation, biological process: snRNA processing. The record is from RefSeq and is a predicted model, not a curated record. Lineage: Eukaryota; Metazoa; Arthropoda; Insecta; Hymenoptera; Formicidae. The transcript has 5 exons. Gene Ontology annotation, cellular component: nucleus.